Messenger RNA from Owenia fusiformis, 1004 nucleotides. The record is from the annotation of a GenBank genome assembly. Lineage: Eukaryota; Metazoa; Annelida; Polychaeta; Sabellida; Oweniidae.
GUUAAACUAGAAGACGAAGCUCUAUUUUAAGAAGUGACGUCAAACGAAUACAAAGGGUACAUCACAGUAUGCCCCGAAUAUUCUAAUAUCUUCAAGAAUGGACUUAUACGUAUAAUGAUAGUUUACUUCAUUUUCUCAAUGAACAUCCAUACCUUCUCCGUUCUGCUUGUCUAUACUGGACUUGGCGUUUGCUUUCCAACUAACGAUGCCUCGGAAGACAACCGACAGUUAGCUUUACUUACAGAUAUAGAAAAUACAAUAAAAACUAUCAGGAGUGAGCUACUCAAUCAAGAUGGCUCCUCCUUAGAAGAACGACAAUUCACUAAUAAUUUACCAGAGUACUCAGAGGACGCCACUAAUUUGCUGCCAGAGCGUGAGGAACAGUUAGCAACUUUACAAAAUGAGAUAUUCAACGGACUAACGGAUUAUAUAAAUUACCUUGAACAAAAGCGAGUAUUAGGAGCUAAAACCAUGUAUAAGAGAGCUCCACCCAAGGGGUUCACAGCAAUGAGGGGGAAACGCACCACACUACCAAUUACGAGGUGGGAUGGUGAACCGAUUGAAUGACGUCCAUUUGAACACCUCGUUAAACCUACCAACCGAUCCAUAUUACAAUCGCUGAACAAAACAGGAAUGAUGCUUUAGCCGAUGGGGUACUUCCGAUAUGAGCAGAUACAAUACAUUGACAAUCAUAUGAAUCAUAUGAAUUUUUGAAAACUGAUAUCAAAAUAUUUCACUUUUCUCCUUUAGAUUAAAAUGUGAUUUGUGAGAGAAGCAUUCUGUAUUAAAAGUGCCAUUGUAAAAUAUGUUUUUAUUUUUGGAAAAUAGAAACCACAAAUUCAUUCGAGACAAUCCAUCAAAUACCCAUUCCUCAUGGAUAAUAAACAAUACAACGGACUUAAAUGGUUUUUUGAAAUUCGUUUGAUCUCCUGCAUGUACGUGUAUGUUAUCCAGUAGUACUAAUCGGUGGUGUUGUUCAGGGUAAACAAAUAUGGUUGAACUCA